Marasmius oreades (fairy-ring Marasmius) is the source of this 4996-nucleotide messenger RNA. RefSeq lists its product as uncharacterized. NCBI's taxonomy places the organism in Eukaryota, Fungi, Basidiomycota, Agaricomycetes, Agaricales, Marasmiaceae. The record is from RefSeq and is a predicted model, not a curated record. The coding region runs from base 2803 to 4812 and encodes 669 amino acids. The transcript is spliced from 7 exons.
CCCUCUGAUAUUCCAACUGAAGACAUAGGAGGAAGUGGGGUUUUCAUCACUAUAAGAAGUAGUAUUAGAUACAGCAACGUCCACUUCCGGUGAGGGGUCCACCAGGGUAGCGUGAAUAUUACGAGCAGCAGGUACAGUAUGGAUAUUAUCAUUCCAUAAGAGAAUGAAACGAAGAGCCUCAGUACGAGACCCGAAAUCCAGGCGGCAACGUCGGUGAGAUGUCGGAUUUCCAAUAGUUGUCGGUCGGGGAAGCAUAGUUCCCGUAACCCACUGUAUGGUAUCCAUCCAAUUCUCCAAUGCCGUUCGAAGUGUAAGCUGUCGUGGUUUAUGCGAGAAGCCCUUCAGUACUACGUACACCGAAUCCUCUCGAGGCAUUGCAGGCAUCGAUGUUUUAGCCGAUACCCUUGUAUCAGGUCGCGGUGUUGACGUUGACGUAGAUGGGAGAGGUGAGUUAUCAAGUUCCAAUCGACUGAGUAGAGAUGAUGACGAUGAUACUGUAGGAUGGAAAGGUUCCUCUAUCGACGGUAUACCCAUCCUGUUGAGUAGCGAAGGUACAGUGGUGUUAUCGGAAGGGGGAGAAGGGAGACCAGGCAUGUGGUCUUCCAAGUCGCUAUAGACCAUGUCGUCUGUUAAAGAGGGAGACGUGGUGAUGAAGCGCGAUGGUGGAGACGGAGUCGGUGUGCAAGCAGAUGCCGGUGAACACGGAGUGACGGAACGGGUUUGAAGUGUGUCUUGAGUCGAUGUCGGAACAGGUGUAAGCGAAGUUCCUGUAGCGACAUUGGAAGAAAGGACUCGAUCUGACAACAAACGGAGGAUACCAGUGACGAUAUCGGAAGGUUGAGAAAUUGCAGAAGUGUCAACCGGACUCGUGUGAGUCACCAUGGCAUUCUCCAAUACCUCAAUUCUGUCACGUAGCAGUCGAGACUCUUCACCUUUCUGCUGCACCUGAUCACGCAGCGAACGCGAUUCCUGUUGCAUUAUCCCAAUCCUUUCCCGCAUGAGUUCCUCCAACCGGAUCGUAUUCUUCUCUACACGGUUACAUGACGUCUUUGCCUUUUCUUGUUUAUACGACUGUUUGCACUUUUCCAGACAUGAGGAUGACGGGUACAGCGGUUCCACCAGAUCUGCAACGCUCUCUGUCCGUUGCUUCUUGCGUGGUCUUUCCUCCUCGACAUCUGUGAUAUCACCUGUCGGCCGAGGACGUCGCAAGCACAUUUCCCCAGGUGAGACAUGAGACACAGCCUGGGGAGGACCCGGUGACGAAAUGGAUGAAGGAGCCAAUGACGCUUUCUCUGUAAUGUGAGACACGUUGGAGCCCGUGCGUCGAUUGCUGGAGGCGAGCGUUGCAGAUCGUGGGAGGUCACUACCCGGUGCUAACGUUGUCUCCCUAUGAGUUGCGCAGUGAGAGGACAUCUUCCUCCAGGAAGUAGCAGUCUGUCCGGUUUUACUGCGCGACGUUGAGGGAAUGGGUGCGAACGAAUUUGAAUUGGAGACAGGAUUGUUACGAGUGCCGUAAGGAUGUGUGCGCCUGGGUUUGGCGGUGGCGCGGCGCGGAGGCGCAUAUUGGUCAGGAAGGGACGAAGAACUCGAGGGAAGCAUAGGGAAGGGACGAGAGAUGGACGGUGUUGUGUAGGAGAAGCUGUAUUUUCCGGUCGACAAGCGCUUCUGUACCGCACGAGAGGAUGACCUUGAAGACGUGGCGAGAUGUCGUGGUGAUGGCGUGCGUUGUGGUAGGGUGUCCUCCAAGGCCAGUCUAGCUUGUUCCACUUCCUGCUGUGCCAAAUACUCUUUCUGUUUCCAAGCUGCCAGCUCCUCUGUCGCAGAUGUCUCAGUCGAUUCUUUCUCCUUCUGUUUACCCUUUUCCUGUUCUAUGUCGAUCUCUGCCCGAUUUUCAUCUUCUCCUUCACUAUUACCUUCUUCAUAGAAAGAGUCGUUUGGUGGAAUCCAGCCGUUGUCCAUUGAGAGUAGCGAGUUUUCAGCGUGGGAGAUUUCGAGAUGAUGGUAGUGCGAAUCUGUGACGCAAAUUACACGUUACCGGGGCCGAAGCGCUCACCACCUCUUCUGCCGGUACUGGUCCCAACUAUGCACCAAUUCCACAAGGACAUGUCAGCGCUUCAGCAUUCAUGGACAGAGGAAAAGAAAAUUGCUUGGUACGAGAGGUCUCUUUCCGGUGCGACCGAUCCUUCAUGAAAGAAUAUGGGCCUUCAUUCAAAGUCACCGAAGCAACAACUGCCUUUUCCUUCCAGCAUUGACAUGACAUGACCAUGACUGAAACUUCCGAUGAUUUAGAGCUCAUGCAAUGGCGUUCAUGAUUGGCGACCAUCAUGGUCCAUAUUCUCUAUGUACCUCGAGCGCCAAUGCUACUAUAGUAGGGGCGGGGGGUAGCUUCGUGAUCCCCAAAUUUAAAGUCCGACGAGCGCGUAACGAGCGUCUGGACGAUAUCGCAACAAACGCACAUUGGGUUGACGUUGAGGAUUCAUGCAGUGAAAAUGAAAGCUGACGAUGAAGUUGGUUGGAGUGUUAGAGUUUGGAUUUCCGUUGGGAAAAAAGACUGUCGAAACUGGUAAAAUGAGGAUGGCUACGGUGUCUUUCUAACACCUUGACAAGUAAUACGUGAAGCGUGCGCGGAGUUUGAAUUUGGGGGAUCACGAAGCUACCCCCCGCCCCUACUACCAGGCUGUACACUGAUAGCAAAGCACGACUAUCUUCUUUGCUCAGUACAGAUCGGCUAGCCAGGCUAAUGCUACUAAGGGGUUUCAUAUGGUGUCACGGGUUUUUCCCCUUAAGUAAUCGAUAACCGCUAUGGCAGACACUAUGCGUGAGCUUUCCGUGUACCAAGUCUUCUGUGAACCUAUUUCGUUGGUAUCCGACUCCGGGAUUGACCCUUCUGGCUGCGCAUCCUGCUCUUGCACCCCUCUUCUUGAAGAUGGCAUCUUUUUCCGAAAAGGUCGUCCCACUCGCCACCAUCGCACAGAGUCGUUUCGUGCAGCCACUGCAAGUCUGCGUUACCACACUUUGACUAUUCCUCGGACUAUCAUGAGUGACAGUUUUGAGAAGAAGUACAUCAUACCUGUUAUGUGUUUCGCCGAGAAGUAUAUGUUCCAAGCUUCUCAACUCUCCUACGAGCUGAACACCUCACCCGCCUUCACCGAGGUAACGUUUUGGACGUCGAACGACAAGUGGCAGACAAAAAAAGUGUUGGUUUGUUUGUUGGUGGUUAAGAGGGGUGCAGUAUGCUGGCUAGACUUCCUUUUCCCUGAUGAAGGUGGCAAGGUCUGUAAAUUUUGCUGCACGAAGAAUUUGCAGAUCAUCCGGAAGAUCCAUGAGUUAUGCAACAUCUAUAGUCCUCAACGCUUGGUGCUCACGGACGAACUACAAGCAUGUAUUGUGCGCGAACUCAGUCCUUAUCCAGGUGAAAGUGCCAUCAUCUAUGACCGCCUAAAUCUUGGAAAUAUAUCCCUACGAUGCAUACUGGGAGGUUUACUCAACGAAGUGGCGCCUGAGGGAGAUCGUUUCAAUCCGAGAAUGGAGGGUGAGAUACUUCGGGGAGCUCUGAACGAAACUAAAGCUGGAAUGCCCAUCGCUAUCAACCCAGAACCAUCCGGAUUCUCCGAUUUCGACCUAUUUACGAUGCGGCGUCAUCUACCAGAUGCACGUUGGUUCUUGGAUUGGAAGGCGAGAUCAAUGCAAGAGGCUCUCUCCCAUCCCCUUGUAGUCGGGGAUUUGUUGCAGGUGGAUGUGGACGCAUUCAUAGAGAGAGAGCCGAUAUUUUCCUCUAGCCUCCCCCUGCAGAAGCCACCAGAAGUGUCUCUACACCUCAUCAUGACACGCCCUCGAUCGCGGCGGGUGGAGAUUGACCGUUUCCUCAACGGUUGUGGUACUAACUCAAGGGACUCGGAGGGAAGCUUGUUUUUCCAAAUCUUCCUCGUCUGUUCAGUGAUCUUAACGUUUGGGCGUAAUCUCGUUCGCCACGUUCCAUUCAUUCGCUUUCUUCUGUCACUUGUUCGCCUCGUUCCAUUCAUUGGUUCGUUGCACUCAUCAACUCCAAGUCACUCCACUCGUCGAACUCGGCAUGCCCACACACUUCUCUUAUCUUUCCGUAUCGACCAAAUUGUGCGGGCCAAGCCCAACACAUUUUCUCAAGUGUUUUUCGGACGCUUGUGUAGGGGUGGCAACACUAACUCGUCGUCAACGUGCGAAACCCGAAUUUGCCUCAAAUUUUUUGAUGAGGUCUUUUUCCCCGUGUUCGACCCCUCAGAACUCGAUGAGUACAAGGAAUUGGAAUGCAAUCCAUAUCUCAAUCUCCAUGCUGCGAGCGACAUGAUGCGUCGGGAGCACGCAGUUUAUCAACACCUGCAGUACCUCCAAGGUACACUACUACCGCAUGUUUACGGAUUUCACCAAUUCAUUCUUCCCGAUGGCAGGAAAAUCUGGGGUUUCUUCUCAGAAAUCAUUGAGGGAACCAAGUUGUGUGAUCUUCAACUGGACCAGUUGACAGAGAACUUGAAGAAUGAUCUGGUCCGUCGACUCCGUCACGGUGUGCGAACUCUUCUGUACGGAGGGGUCCUCCAAGAUGACUGGGAUCUCGGUCACAUCUUUGUAAACUGGGUCACUGACCCAGACGGGAAUGCUGAGCCUGCCCUUGUCUUCGUCGAUUUCGCAUUCUCUCGGUUGCGGUCAGGUUUGGGUAAUAUAGCUUGGCAUUUUCGACGAACCGAUCCACUCUGGAUGGAAUUAUAUGACAUGCCGGAGCUCUGUUCUGCCGUACGUCGGGACGAUAUAUGGCUUCCCUGGGAUGAUUUUGAAUGGUGAUGUCUACGUUCCUAUAAUGUCUGCGAUGUCCAAGCCCCUUACUUGGAAAAAUUAUUAUGGCACUCAAGAAUACAUCGAUAGUUUUCAAUACUUGAGCUUGUGUAUCUGAUGACAGCUACAUGUUCAAAGCUACAGCCUCUGUUUCAUUUUUGCACAAGUUACUCCCAACACAUCAUUGUCAACC